AUGACCGCUGUAGUUGACUGGGCCGCUAACAAAGCCAAUGCUGGUUUCCUCAAUGCAGCCAACAAGGUUGAACAUCUUCUGGGGCAGGCUCUCCAAUUGAAGCCUGCCAAUCCCAAACACAUCGCAAUUGCGAUGGAGAUGGCCGCAUCUCUUAGUUUUACCUUCAGCAGCUACGCCUAUUCGGCAACCUCUGUGCCACCCAUGGUGCUCUCUACCGCUGCAGAGAUUCAUGAGCACCUGGAUGACUCCUCCUGCAAUGUUGUCAGUGCCCCGGUCUGGUCCAAUAUUUGCCCAGACGAUCUGCGGAGCCAGCAUAGCCCGCUUUACCCCCUCACUCUUGCCUAUGGCAAACCCUCACCACCCACCAAUCCUCCUGUUGCCGGUCCAUCUGGAUCCAACACCGCAGUCGCCCAGGAUGCCAAUGUCCUUGCAGGCAAGGGCAAGGGCAAGGCAAGAGAAGAUCCUGAGGCCGAACCAACAGAACAGCGCAGCCGCGGUAUGGAACGCAAGCGACUCCGGUGCAUGAGCGCCGCCUGCAGUCAGAGUCGCGCGCCGAAGGCAAAACGGCCACAUGCCACCUCCAAGGCCAUGAUCACCAGCGAGGACGAAUGGGAGUUGGACAUGGCCGACAUUCCCCAACAGCAACUGGUGCCAGAGGCCAGGAAGAAGGCAUCCUUGCCCACUAGACUUCCUCCCACCCUCAAGAAGACCCGGUCGCAAAGCAAGUCGUUCACCAUCACCAGCGACAAUGAGGAGGAUGCCGAGCCGACACCCAAACCUCCACCAAAGAAGAAGAAGAUGUAUGUGGAGAUUGACAAUGAGGAGAUGACGACGAACGUUGGCCCGGCGCCAAAGAUGGGCACACCAUAUGUUCAGGUUCCACCCGCACCAUCGGCUAUUGCCGAUCCCAACACAUGGUUGCCAGGUUGCGGCCCCUGCGUCCACCAAGGGCUUAUAUGCCUCCAAGGCUACAACAACUCCGGUGCAGCGCUGACUGUGUGUGAAGCCUGCCACCGCCUCAAGCAUAAGUGUGGUGGUAAUGGUUCCGCCAUUCCUACCACCAAAGCGAAGAAACCGGUGGCGACCACAACUCGGCAGGGGUGUUCAAAAUCUCGCUGCCGAGCAUCACCGGUGCAUGUCUCUCCAGAGACAGCCACUCCAGCAGCAGCAUCUACAUCUGGUGCACCUGCACCGGUUGUUGCUACCACCGCCGCUCCCACUCCCACUUCCACUCCCAUUCCCAUUCCUACUCCCACUCCCACCACCACUCCCAUCACCGCUCCUGCCACUGCUGCUGCCCCCACCGCCGCCUCCACUCCUGAUGGGCCAGCAGAUGCAUCUGUUGUUGCCCUGAAGGAGCAAAUCGAGGUGUUACAAUCCACCGUCACCUCAUUGGAGGCAAAGGCCAGCAUCGGGGAGAAGCGUCUCCUGGAAGCCAAUCAGAGAUUGGCCGACCAGGAGGCGACUUCAAAACUCCUCGCCGAGCAAUUCGAAGAACUUCGCCGGCAGUUGCUCCCUCCCCCAGUCCCUGCAUCUCCUGUUGCAGCGUGCCUGCCGGUUAUUAUCGGCAACCUCAGCGGCAACAACAAGAAUAUUGGCGCGGCAGAAGAUGGAGCUGAGCCCGCGUCUGGAGCUAUUGCCGAGGCUGAAGAAGUAGCUGAGUCCGCAUCCGGUGUUGUUGCUGGCCUUAGCGGCAACAACAUGGAUGUUGAAGAGGAUCUGGCUGAGUCUGCCUCCACAUCUGGCGGCAACAACAUGGAUGUUGCAGAGGCUCCAGCCAAGUCUGCCCCCGCAUCUGGUAUCAAUGCCGGCCUCAGCAGCAACACCAAUGAUGUUGCAGAGGCUGAGUCUGCAUCUAUUGCAUCUUCCGCUCAGGAGUGA
Suillus paluster is the source of this 1881-nucleotide messenger RNA. RefSeq lists its product as uncharacterized. The record is from RefSeq and is a predicted model, not a curated record. Lineage: Eukaryota; Fungi; Basidiomycota; Agaricomycetes; Boletales; Suillaceae. The transcript is spliced from 5 exons. Bases 1 to 1881 code for a protein of 626 amino acids.